Molecule: messenger RNA, 1503 nt
Organism: Bolinopsis microptera
Lineage: Eukaryota; Metazoa; Ctenophora; Tentaculata; Lobata; Bolinopsidae
Product: Kruppel-like factor 3
Exons: 2
Coding region: 213-1388 (391 amino acids)
Biological process (GO): regulation of transcription by RNA polymerase II
Molecular function (GO): DNA-binding transcription factor activity, RNA polymerase II-specific; RNA polymerase II cis-regulatory region sequence-specific DNA binding
Source: RefSeq, a predicted model, not a curated record
AAUGAGAGCAGCUCAUUAGAGGAGGCAGCCACUGGGCGGGCCGGAUGUCUCCCACGUGAGAGCUGAUGUAAACUUAUUGAGGUCAUGUUAGCAUCAGAGCCUCUUGUCCAACAAACGCUACUCUACUUCUGAACGAGGUACAACGUCUUGGAAUCAACACAGAUUCAUCGGAUUACAAUAUCCUUCUAGUAGGCGUCAAAAAUGUACUUCUAAUGGACGAGAACCUGGGAACUACCUCUGAAGUUAUCAACAUGUCCGGCUCACAAGAAAAGAUGACCCCCGGGGAGCUGCCCCCGCUCGUCAAGUCAGACGAUCACGUGAUGGAAGGGUUCCGGAGCCCGGCAUCCUCCCCUGGAUCCCCCCCGUCCGGAGAGGUCUCCCCUCGUAGCACAGACUCAUUAUCAGUCAGAGAAUCAGACAGUUAUCCCCAGUAUUCAGUCCCUAUGUUAGUGGAACAAUCUCUCCCUGAAACUACAACCAUAACUCGCAGCCCCCAAUUAACCCCACCCCAAUCAGACUCCAUCACCUCGACCCUGGCAUCAGAUAUCAGCUCGCAAGUUUCCAACAUUGCCACAGUGUUCACGGGACAAUUAGACACCUCCUCCCUUCACUCCCUUAACUUUCUAUCAGACUUGUCCCUGCUCCCCAGUUUACAGUUGAGCAACAUUCGGGGUAACCUGAACGACAUCCCGCUAAUCAGUAGUAGCACCUCCAUGAUCAGCAGUAACACCUCCAUGAUCAGUAGUAACCGUGACCUGGCUCCCGUUGAUCCCUGUAACCGUAACCUCGACAAACCAGACGGGAUCGUGAGAUCUUAUAAGAAAGUGUUCAGGUGUGAGUACGGGAACUGUAACAAGUUCUACCACAAGUCGUCCCAUUUGAAGGCUCACAUCCGGACCCACACGGGCGAGCGACCCUUUGUUUGCACGUGGGCAAACUGCGGGAAGCGCUUUGCACGUUCUGACGAAUUGACGCGGCACACGCGCACUCACACCGGAGAUAAGCGGUACUGCUGCACGUACUGCGACCGUAGGUUUAUGAGAAGCGACCACUUGUCCAAACACAUGAAGCGACACGAAAACAGAAACUCUAAACUUAACCAACCUCUAAACACGUCAUACCUCAGCAAGGCCAUGGAUAUUGCGAUAAAAAACGUUAUCAGCAGCGAAAUGGAUUGUAGUCUGAGCUCACAACUCAGCGACUCAGAGAAAUCUCAGUUUGGUGAUUUGGAGAGCACAUUCAAAUCUCAGUACGGUGAGCUUGAAGACAGUUUUAGUUCAGAGUGCAGUACAGUUAAGAUCGAAAGUGAGGCCACAAAAACUAUGUUGGAGGGGUUUAUGAAGCUAAACAGUAUAAAUUUGACCACGGCAAAAGCUUCUGAUGCUUAGAUAUUUUCGCAUAAUAUAUUAUGAUAUUUCUUGUAAUACUUUUUAAAAUUUGUUGACAUAUUAAAGAUGAUACAGUAAGACGUUAACUAUUAUAUUUACUAAUAACAGAUGAACU